Austrofundulus limnaeus is the source of this 1218-nucleotide messenger RNA. RefSeq lists its product as uncharacterized. NCBI's taxonomy places the organism in Eukaryota, Metazoa, Chordata, Actinopteri, Cyprinodontiformes, Rivulidae. The record is from RefSeq and is a predicted model, not a curated record.
AUGGAGCAAGUCACCGGGGAGCAGCAGACCAACCAAGUUCCUGAGUUUUGUGUUGCUCUUGAAGAGAUGUGCCAAGAAAAUGCUGAGCUUCGUAAACAGUUCCAGAGCCUGAUAGUUGCUAUACAGUCCCAACCAGCAGCCCACCAGCCUCUAUUCCCACCUCCUCCACCUCAAAGUGUUUACAGUGGUGGUUAUGAACAUUACCAACCCCUUACCUAUUCUCCAGCACACCAGCAACUACGCUAUCCAACAUUCAGCUCCCGAAGAAACCUGCCAUCAGAUUUCACUCAACCCAGAGUUUCCCAAAUAUCCAGUGGUCUGCCUUAUAACCCGUACUACACAGCUACACCGCAGCAGAGUGCCUCUUCCUAUUCACACAGAGAUUCUUCAUUUGUCCAAGUUCUCAGCUUUAAUGAACCACAGAGAGAGACCACAYACAGGGGGCCAAAGCCCACCAUCCCCAGAUUUACAUCACCAGACCCCAGAGAAUUUGCACGCAUGAAGAUUGCCUUAGAGAAUCUAUUACCAGGUGAUGCUACUGAAAGAUACAAGUACCAGAUCCUCACUGAUCACCUUCAGUGUGAAGAAGCUUCACUUGUAGCAGACUCCUACUGUAACUCAAGGCAACCUUACACUGAUACAAUGAUGGCUCUCACGAAGAUGUAUGGACAGCCCCACAAGCUUGCAGUGCAACGGAUUGCAGARUUAAUGGACGGUCCGAAUAUAYGCASUGGUGAUGUUAAGAGCUUUCGCCUGUUUGCCCUCAAUGUCCGGUCACUAGUAGGCAUGUUGGAACAACUGGGGCAAAGCGGCCAAGUCGAGUUAGUCUGCGGCUCUCAUGUUUCAAGGCUGUUAAGUAAACUCCCCUAUGACCUCAAUGCCAGUUUUAAAAGAUUCAUCCACCCUCUCAGAGUAGUCAUUCCUACMCUCGUUGACUUUGCUGAUUGGCUAGAAUACGAGCUAGAAGUUCAGGAAGACAGCAUGAAGCCCCCCAAGAGAGAGGAGUCAUUUAACAAGAAGCCUGACACAAAGCGCACUCCUAAACCUUCAAGUAAGACUACUACUAUCCUCCUGGGUACUGAGAAGGUCUCUGGAUCAAGUAGUGUAGCAGCACCACCUGCACCUGGACCUGUCAGCAAGUCAAGGGGAAUAGAGAAGGUCACAGCCUACUGUCCCUAUUGUGACAAUGACAAGCACUUCCUGAACAACUGUUCUAAC